UUAGUGUUACAUCUUAUUCUGUGCUUCCGUUAGCUUUUAACAAUUCGUUGCCGACCAAACCUCUAUAGUUAUUACAGAACUCAAUACAGCGGAAUUGCAUUUAUCGUCUUUGGCCAUAACUUAAGAAGUGAUCAGUACGAGGAGGAAGAAAGCAGAAACUGAGGUAUUCUAAGAAUAAACUAAGUGAGGAAAAAGCAAUUUUUACCCGCGUUAUUACAAGAACAUCCCCUCAAGGUCUGUAUCGGGGACCUUUCAUCCAAACAUGGCGCCUCAAUCAGGACCGGAUGAGAUCGAGAAGAAUGGAGAUUCGAUAAAAUCCGGCGUCUCUCUCACGAUCAACGGGAAGGUAUAUGAAGUUGGUUCUGACGUGCCCCCGUGGACUCCUCUCGUCGACUUCCUGAGGGAGAAAGCUCAGCUCCCGGGCACCAAAGUCCUGUGCAGGGAAGCUGGCUGCGGCCUCUGUAAUGUGGUCGUUACUGUCCCAGAUCAGGAGAAACCGGAUGCCACCAAGACUUACAGUCUCCAGAGUUGUCAGGCCCUUGUAUACGCCUGCGACGGCUGGGACAUAGAGACGGUGGAGAACUUGGGAGACAGAUUCGACGGCUACCACCCCCUACAGACGGCUCUCCAUGGCUUCGCAGGAACGCAGUGCGGCUACUGCUCCCCGGGGAUAAUCAUGACGAUGUAUGGGCAGAUGAAGAACGGGCCGCUGACAGCGUCGCAGGUGGAAAAAUCCUUAGAUGGCAACUUAUGUCGCUGUACAGGAUAUCGUCCGAUACUUGACGCGUUCAAGUCCCUGGCUGUGGACGCCGGGGAGGACCUCAAGGCGAAACUGGUUGACAUAGAGGAAGCCUACAAGGGCAGUUGCAAGAAUGCAUGUGCAAACUGUGACAAUAGCGGCAAAUGCAAGACUCGAGUCGGUGGCCAGAAUGUUGAAACUGCCUUCAAGAUGACUGUCUCCGGCGUUCGUUGGUAUAGGCCUAAAUCCAUUGAGGAGGUCUAUUCUGCCAUUAAGGAACUUAACCAGCGCGAUAAGUUCAGGAUAGUCGUUGGCAACACGGGAGCAGGUGUGUUCAAAAACGACGGUCUUUACCAAGCAUACAUCAGCACCCAUGGGGUUCCAGAGUUAUACGAGGUGUCCUUUGGCAACCCCCUGUCAUUAGGAGCCAAUGUCAGCUUGACCCGAUGCAUGGAAGCCUUCAAGGACGUGGCCUCGACUGACCCAGGUUAUGCCCAUCUUGUAGAGGUUGCUAAUCACUGGCAGUAUGUCGCGAAUGUGUCAGUUCGGAAUGCAGGCUCAUGGGCAGGAAACCUGAUGAUGAAGCAUCUUCACCAAGGCUUCCAGUCUGACAUAUUCCUGACCCUCCUGGCUGCUGAUGCCGAACUGACGUUGGGCAGCGCUGACGACGGCACGGAGACGUGCGUCAGCCUCGAGCAGUUCCUGGAGACUGACAUGUCCAGGAAGGUGAUCCUGAAAGUGACGGUUCCGCCUUUGCCUCCAGACACGAAACUACGGACAUUCAAGAUCACGCCUCGAGCAGUCAACGCCCACGCCUACGUCAACGCCUGCUUCAGGAUGCGGUUGAAUCCGGAUGACGGGUUCCGAGUUACCGAGAAGCCGCUCAUUGUGUUGGGUGGCAUCAAUCCGGAAUUCAUCCACGCAUCUGAGGCUGAAAAUUACCUCUUUGAUAAGCGGCUGAGUGAAAACGAGACAGUCCAAGAAGCAGUGAGGCUGCUCGGCGAGGAAGUCAACCCAGAUAACCACUACGAAGACGCCUCGCCAGAGUUCCGGAGGUCACUUUCCCAGUCUCUCUUGUUCAAGACCAUCAUAGGAUUCUUGGGCGACAGUGUAGGCAGCAAGGUUCGAAGCGCAGGCCCCAACAUCCUGCGCCCCAUUUCAUCAGGGGAACAGUUCUUCGACAUGAAUGAGGAUACCUGGCCGGUCGGCGAAGCUGUCCCGAAACUGGAAUCUGCCACUCAGAUAUCGGGAGAAGCACGGUACUUGGAUGACAUCCCUGCCAUCCCAGGAGAACUUCACGCAGCAUUUGUCUUGACGACGGUUGCCAACGCGAAGAUCAAAUCAAUCAACACGGAAGAAGCACUUAAAGUCCCAGGCGUUGUGAGCUGGAUCAGCAAGGAGGACAUUCCUGGUCAGAAUUCCUACGUUGUCCUGGCAGGAGCCUUCAGUCCCGUGCACGGUGGGCCCGAUCCUGUAUUCGUAGCAGACCGCGUCAAUUAUGCGGGCCAGCCGGUCGGCGCUAUUGUGGCCGAAAACAGGGACACGGCCGUUCGAGCGGCCAAGUUGGUCGUCGUGGAGUACGAAGACGUCCGGAAACCCAUUCUCACCAUAAAGGACGCUCAGGAGGCCGGCAAGUCUGUGUCCAUUACGGGAGAUUUCAGCCUCGGCGACUUUGCAAAGGCCUACGAAGAAUCUCCCCACCAUCUGACUGGAGAGCUUUCGAUGGGUACUCAAUUCCACUUAACCAUGGAACCCCAUGCUGCCAGGGUCGUACCCACGGAAGAUGGCUAUGACGUCUACUGUACCACCCAGUGGCCUGCGGAGACCCAGGCCACCACAGCCGCUGUGUUAGGCGUUCCUGUGAACAACAUCAACGUGACAGUACGACGGCUGGGUGGUGGAUAUGGAUCGAAGAUCAGCCGGCAACACGUACUCUUGGGUGCAGCCGCCGUUGCCGCCAGGAAACUGAAGCGCCCUGUUCGGUUCGUCGCCGAUCUGAACACCCACAUGACCUAUGCCGGCUGGAGAGAGCCCUACCAUGCUGCUUAUGAGGUUGGUUUUGACGACGAAGGGAAGCUCCAGGCCCUGAGGGUAGACAUGACUUCAGACGCUGGUCAUGUGGCGAAUGAGCACUCCGUAGCCUUCCUCAUGGGAGCCAUCCAGAGCACGUAUAACGUUCCUAACCUCAUUUACAACGGCCAUAUCGUCAAGACUGACACCGCUGCUAACACCUUCUGCAGGACACCCGGUCACGUGGAAGCCACGGCAACCUUAGAGAACAUAAUCGAGCACGUGGCUCACUUCCUGAAGAAGGAUCCUAUGGAGAUCCGAGAGAUCAACAUGGAUCCUGCAGGAGUGCCGCGUCUCAUGGGUGCGCCCUUUGAGAGGAACGUCGUCGCGGAGGACAUCUUCCCUCUCCUGAAGGAGAAGGCGUCUCUCGAACAGAGGACUCGAGACGUGGAGAGCUUCAACUCUGAAAACAAAUGGAAGAAGAGAGGGAUUUCCGUGAUUCCCCUCUGGUAUGGAUUCGACUACCAUGACAUCUUCAAAUACGGAAUUCAGGUCGCCAUCUACGAGCGGGAUGGGACAGUCGCUAUCUCCCACGGUGGAGUGGAGAUGGGGCAAGGUAUCAACACUAAGGUAGCCCAAGUAGCAGCAUAUACUCUGAGGGUUCCCUUGGAACACAUAGUCAUCAAAGCAACUGACACAAUGGUUGGUGCCAAUUCUGUCGUGACUGGAGGUUCCUUUGGAUCUGACUUGUGUGCUCAUGGCGUGAAAAAGGCAGCAGCAGCUCUGCGUCAGAGACUGGAUACAGUUGAAGCCAAAAUGAAGGAGGAGAAUGGAAAGGAGCCAACGUGGGUGGAGCUUGUCCAAAAGGCUUUUGCCUCUGACGUUGAUUUGAGUGAGAGAUAUUGGACUGCUAAAAGUGAACAUCCAGAACGUUACGACAUCUGGGGCGCCACUUGCCUGGAAGUGGAAGUCGAUGUCCUAAGUGGUGUAUACAUGAUUCGACGAGCAGACAUCAUAGAAGACUGCGGGAGGAGCUUAAGUCCCUACGUCGACAUAGGACAGGUAGAAGGCUCCUUCGUCAUGGGUUUGGGCCUCUUCACUUCAGAACUGGUGAAAUUCAAUCCGGAGACGGGACAGAAACUCUCCAACGGCACUUGGGAAUAUAAACCUCCAACAGCCCUUGACAUUCCAGUGGACAUGAGGUUGACCUUUUUACCAAAUGCCAAGAGCGCCAAAGGGGUACUGGGAUCUAAAGCCACAGGAGAACCUCCUCUGUGCAUGGCCUACUCAGUUGUUUCUGCUCUGCGUCAGGCAAUAGCGUCCUUUAGGGCUGACAAUGGCCUCACUGACUGGUUCGUGAUGGACACACCAGUUACUGUGGAAAAAGUUCACCAACUCUGCGAUGUAAGACCAGAGCAACUUCACCUCUGAGACCAGAGCAAUUUCAACUUCAUGCAUGAUCAACUGCAAACCAGAGGCUGUUGGUCGUGUCUUAGAUUAAUAUUAUUCACGUAUUUACUCUCGCCAGCUUUCAUUUUAUCUCUGUGAUAUCAUAAAUCAUUGGCAUUAUUUAAUACACACACAUUCCCUUGUGUAAAGUAACCGUGGGUUUUUCAAAGAAGGGGCUCGAUGAUCAUGAAAACGUAUAUUUAAGGCUUUUUCUAGUUUUGGUAAGGUUAUGAAAUAACUUAUAGGUAUAUUGAGCGUCACGAGGAGAGGAAGGUGACGCUUCAGAAUUGUAACCUGUUUCUUUUGUACUCAUGAUGUUGCAGAGGUAACAUGGCCCAUCUCACUUGCAAUAGUAGGAUUUCACUGGUGACAUUUGCUGUGUUUAAGAAUAUGAGACAUUUCGAGAUAAAUCAGUAAAUUGUUAAUGACUACGAACUAGCAAAUUGUUAAUAAUGAUGACUCAGUUUUUUAUUUUUGUUAAAAGAAUGACUUCCUUAUCCAGUUUGCUUUUGUUAGCACGGUUGUUGAUGAAUAUUUCUAUACCUUAUAGUUAAUAAAGCAUCCAAAACAGU
This is a messenger RNA of Macrobrachium nipponense, 4770 nucleotides long. RefSeq lists its product as uncharacterized. Gene Ontology annotation, molecular function: FAD binding; 2 iron, 2 sulfur cluster binding; iron ion binding. Bases 263 to 4180 code for a protein of 1305 amino acids. The transcript has 27 exons. NCBI's taxonomy places the organism in Eukaryota, Metazoa, Arthropoda, Malacostraca, Decapoda, Palaemonidae. The record is from RefSeq and is a predicted model, not a curated record.